UGUACUUCAAAAACUUUUCAUCAAAACCCCACACAUGUUGCUCUCCUUUCUGCUGUAUUUUUUGCGGGUGUAAAUAUUUUGCUUGCGGCUUGAAAAGUUUUGCUUGCGAGUUGAAAAGUUUUGCUUGCGCGUGUUCACCGUACCGCAGUGGGCGGUCUCUAACAACCAUAUGAAAGGCCUUUUUCUAUUGGUCACCCUCGAUUGAAGUGACAGGUUGGCCACGCCCACUACAGUUUCCCGCCGCUGCUGCCGCUGCCAUCAUCAUCAUCGUUCGUCGCCAGUCUGUCUGAGGGAAAAGCGAGCGAUCUUCCAGAAUGGCGAGCAACAGGUCGUUUACUGGGUAAGUAAGACAAUUUAAUAUCAUAGUGACAACUGACAAGUGAACUGAAUGGUUCUCUCUUCUUAUGCUGUCCCAUUUUAAUAACGUUACGUUGCGUCGGAUAGACCAGUCUGUAGUUAGUGUUACCGAUGACUAGAUUGUAUUAGCCAACACCAAAUAGUACCGUUUGCCGUGUGAUUGAUUGAUGUCCAAUGUUGCUAUCUGAGGAGACAUACAUAAUCACAUUGGAUUUUCUCAGCGUGACGUUAAAGGCCACUAUUUUCGAUGUCUGUAUAGUUAGUUUCUGGAGUAAAUACUUAGCUACACGACUUUGGCCAAUGGUUUUUAGAUUCGCCAUAAAUUCGAGGAACUAACGUUAUAAUUAUAAGAUUCCUUCGGUGCACCAGCCCCUUAAAGUCAUAGGCACGUUAGUAUUUUCACCCAAAAAAUAGUUUAAAGUCAGUUAUUCAUCGGUUAUGUUGCUGUAGUGUGUCAGAAUUGCGUCACCUUGGAGAUGUUGCCACAGUGCUUCUGGAUUUAACGUUAGUCUGUCUCAGUUUUUUCUGUUUCUUCAUGUAAUCCCAGAAAAAAAUCAAUGAUGGUGAAAUAAGAUUACCUGUAUAGCGGCUGUUGUCAGACUCAUUGUGCAUAUACACAUCUCACUGGAUUAUUACAAUUAAUGGCUAAAUGCAUGUUUGUAAAUGUAACACCGAUAUUUCCUUCUGAUACAUUACAGCAACAUUUUGAUUUAGUCAAAAGCUCAGUAAUACAGUUAAAUAGACAUGCUUCUGAAUAUUAUAUAUUUGUUACACCAGCUAAUUUUGUUUUUAAAUGUUAUUUCUCUUUGCAGGACCACGCAAUGGCAGCUUUUGCAUAGGUCUGUGGAUAGAAUUGGUUCAAUUGUUAAUAGGCAUCCCAUUGACUUUGAUUAUCUCCACUUUGUUUGCUGUCAGGAGUUACAGUUUGUUCGAGCUGGAGCAUCAUAUAUAGACAUACCCCAGGGUGUGGUGGAUGCUCUAGAACAGUUAAAUUUAGUUAUCUCCAAUUACCUUUCACAGAGUACAGUCCCUCCAUUGUUGGACAAUGUAGCUGUGGCUGAAUGGAGUGGAAGUGUGGGUCGUCCCAGAUUAAACAUACGAAGAGAAACACUCCAAAAUUUGCUCAGCUUGCACUUACCUUUGGCCUCUUUGGCUGAAGUGCAUGGCAUUUCAAGAUCAACCUUAUACAGGCGAAUGAAAGAGGAAAAUCUGUCUGUCAGGAGCAAUUAUUCUGAUAUUUCUGAUCAUGAGCUUGAUCAGAAAGUUAGAUCUAUAAAGGCAAGAACACCUCAUGCUGGAUACAGGCUGGUGAAAGGGUCUCUACAAGCAAUGGGACAUCGUGUUACAUGGAAAAGAAUUAAGAUGUCUUUGCAACGUGUAGAUGGUGCAGGGGUAAUUUCAAGGAUGGUCCAGCUGUCAUGCAUUGCAAGACGUACAUACUCUGUUCCUGCUCCUUUGUCUCUUGUCCAUAUAGAUACUAAUCACAAGCUGAUAAGGUACAACAUAGUGAUUUUUGGGGCUAUUGAUGGCUUUUCAAGGAAGAUCUUUUACCUGGAUGUUGCUGGGAAUAACAAAGCCAAAACAGCUUUUGGGUUUUUCAUGGAUGGAAUAGAAAAAAAUGGAUGGCCAUCAAGAGUACGAGCAGACCAAGGGGUGGAGAAUGUAGACAUUGCUCGGUGCAUGUUUACUGUGCGAGGAACUGGCCGUGGCAGCUUUAUUGCUGGAAAAAGUGUGCAUAACCAGAGAGUGGAACGGCUAUGGAGAGACGUUUGGACUGCUGUAACAUCAAGUUACUACAAUGUUCUCCACAGCUUGGAAGAGGAGGGAUUACUUGACCUGUCCAAUGCUGUUCACCUAUUCUGUGUGAGAUAUGUUUUCAUCCCCAGAAUACACACAGAUUUGCAGCAUUUCAUAGAGAUGUGGAACUGCCAUCCCUUGCGAACCGAGGGAAAUUUGUCACCGAAUCAGCUUUGGAAUAUUGGAAUGUUGCAAGCACCUGUGUCAGAGCCUGAUUUUGCAGAGGUAAGCAUGACUUUAAAGGAUACUCUACUGGUUCUUCAUAUUAAACGAUGUUAUUCCCUUAAGUAAGACGAGUUGAUACAUACCUCUCUCGUCUCAGUGCGUGCACUAAAUCUCUGUCUUGCGGCGAAACUUUGUUAGAUCUUAUCUCAGCCAUGUUCAUUCAAUACGGGCCAAGCAAAGAAGCGACCAAACACCUCCACGUUUUCCCUAUUUAA
Pimephales promelas (fathead minnow) is the source of this 2594-nucleotide messenger RNA. The record is from RefSeq and is a predicted model, not a curated record. NCBI's taxonomy places the organism in Eukaryota, Metazoa, Chordata, Actinopteri, Cypriniformes, Leuciscidae.